Indicator indicator is the source of this 1965-nucleotide messenger RNA. RefSeq names its product forkhead box N1 (gene FOXN1). The transcript is spliced from 9 exons. NCBI's taxonomy places the organism in Eukaryota, Metazoa, Chordata, Aves, Piciformes, Indicatoridae. Gene Ontology annotation, biological process: regulation of transcription by RNA polymerase II. The coding region runs from base 1 to 1965 and encodes 654 amino acids. The record is from RefSeq and is a predicted model, not a curated record. Gene Ontology annotation, molecular function: transcription cis-regulatory region binding; DNA-binding transcription factor activity, RNA polymerase II-specific.
AUGGUUUCACUACUCCAAGAUCAAUCGAAUAUUAAGUUUUCUUCUUCGGACGCUCUGGAAAGGGACCAACAAGACCUCAUGAAGACACAGAGGGAUUCAGUAUCUCCUGUUCAGCAAACUGAUAAUCCCAGUUACAACUGCCAACCAUAUGAGUCAGACAGCAGGACAGAAAGGAGGAGUUCAGAGUCUUCUCUCAGCCCCAGCCCUGCUUCUCCAGCCCAGGAUCAAGUUCAUGGGAGAUACCCUGCAAGCCAAGGAACUCACUGUGGCAAGAACAAAUUCAAAGCAUCUUUCAGCGCUGAAAAAUUCAGACGGUACAGUUACGAGGAAAGUCCGGUAGGAAAUUAUGACAGGUUCCUCAAGAGCAACAGGAACCCCUUCCACCCUUACAAGAGGCAGAUCAGCGAAGAUGUCUUCCAGGAAGCACACCAAGCCCUCCCACCAGAAGAUUCACCUUUCAAAAAUGCUAGAAGCAUCGAUGGUUAUGAGGGUCUACCAGGAUCGACAGGUCCUGACGAGUCAGAGUCAUUUCCUACACACAUUCCAAACAUCUCCACAGAACAGCCGUGGUGUAACAACCUCCAGUACAGCACCACAGGCCAGGAUCACAGUUCACAAGUCAUGCAAGAUGCAGAUAUCAAGCUCAGGACAUCCCCAAUGGAAGGGCAGCCUGGUUUGUACUGCUACCAGCCUCAAGUGCAGCAGAUGUAUUGUCCCUCACAUCCUUUCCAUCAGUAUUCCCCAGGAGGCAGCUAUCCUGUGACUUACAUUACUUCUUCACACUACCCUUACCAAAGAAUCGCUCCUCAAAGCAGUCAAGAAUCCCAGCAGCCUCUAUUUCCCAAACCCAUCUACUCCUACAGCAUCCUGAUCUUCAUGGCACUCAAAAACAGCAAGACAGGGAGUUUGCCAGUCAGUGAGAUUUACAAUUUCAUGACAGAACACUUCCCUUACUUUAAGACAGCUCCAGAUGGCUGGAAGAAUUCUGUGCGCCACAACUUAUCUCUGAACAAAUGCUUUGAGAAAGUUGAGAACAAGUCAGGCAAUUCUUCUCGCAAAGGUUGUUUGUGGGCUCUGAACCCUGCCAAAAUCGACAAGAUGCAGGAGGAGCUUCAGAAAUGGAAGAGGAAAGAUCCAGUUGCUGUGAGGAAGAGUAUGGCAAAGCCAGAAGAGCUUGACACGCUGAUAGGAGACAAAAGUGAAAAGCUAAGGUCUUCCAUCAUGCCCUGCAGCCCUCCUGGCAUUGCAAAUGCAUCCCUCUCCAGGCAGAUGGCAGUCCAGCCCCACUCCUUAGGCGAACCCACUCUCUCCUCCGGUGGACCACAGCCAUUGCACAGCAUCCACGCACCAGGGGCUCUGCAUGUCAAGAAUCCGCUACCAAAUCUGCUCGGGGGCCAGCAGACUGCGUGCUACACAUCACCACAGGGGUUUCCUCAACUCUCAAGUACAUUAAUGCAGCAGUCACCCGACCCUCAGACCCUCUUUCCUUCUGGGGAGGCUCAAAGUGAACUCAGAACUCAGCCCAGCAUCACGCAGGAUUCUCCACUGCCAGCCCAGACACCCCCCAUGUGCGGUGUGAAGAUGCUGACAGAGCACUCCACAGCCAGGACCAUGCAGGACACACUCAUGCAGGAAGGAGAUCUCAGCAAUGAUAUCGAUGCUCUUAACCCAUCCCUGACUGAUUUUGAUCUCCAAGGAAAUCUUUGGGAGGAGCUGAAAGACGACAGCCUUGCUGUGGAUCCCCUAGUUCUCAUUUCAUCAUCCCCAACACCUUCCCAGUGCUUCCCUUCUCACUGCCAGAUGGAAAACAGCAGCAGCAGCAAUGUCAGCAUCCAGCAUGGGACUCCACACAGCAAUAUGCCUGACCUGCAGCUCACGACUCUUUACUCUGCCUUUAUGGAACUGGAUACAGUCUCUCCUGCCUAUCUAAGUAAUUCUGGAUCCAAACCUAUAGCACUAAUGUGA